CUAGAAUUUUAGAUAUUUUUAAUCCAUAUUUGUUCUUGUUCCUGAAGGUGGAGACCCCCAAAGCAACUACAGAAGAUCGUUAAUUCUUUCUCACUUGCCUUUGCCUCAUCUCGUAAUGGCUGCAAUCACAAAUUUCUUAACUAAACCACCUCUUUCUGAUCUUCACUUUGCACCAAGAAUCACUUCUCUUCGCUCUCAUGGUUCUUUUCUGCCAUCAUCCUUUGUUACUAGGCCAAGACCUUUUUCAAUUAAACCAGAAACCAGUACAACAACGCCUCGCUUCAUUACCAAGGCCACUGCUGCUCCCGGGACAAAGGAUGCUCCAAGUGAUGAGAGAGUACGGAAGGUUCACAGCAUCGAGGAAUUUGACGAAGCUCUUAAAAAGGCUAAGAACAGGCUUGUUGUGGUCGAAUAUGCCACUAGCUACAGUUACCACAGCAGCAGAAUUUACCCAUUUAUGGUGGAACUUAGCAGGACUUGCAACGACGUUGAAUUCAUCCUCGUGAUGGGUGACGAAUCAGACAAGACCAGGGAGCUUUGCCAAAGGGAGAAAAUCACCAAAGUCCCUCACUUCAGCUUCUACAAAAGCAUGGAGAAAAUCCAUGAAGAAGAAGGUAUCGGACCAGACCAGCUUAUGGGCGAUGUGUUGUACUACGGCGACAGUCAUUCGGGUGUGGUUCAGCUUCACAGUCGAGAGGACGUGGAGAAGAUCAUCGAAGACCACAAGCUUGACCACAAGCUGAUUGUUCUGGACGUGGGGCUCAAACAUUGCGGGCCUUGUGUCAAGGUGUAUCCGACGGUGGUUAAGCUAUCUAAGCAGAUGGAUUCUGUGGUGUUUGCGAGGAUGAACGGUGAUGAGAACGACAGCUGCAUGCAGUUCCUCAAGGACAUGGAUGUGGUCGAGGUGCCGACGUUUUUGUUCAUCAGAGACGGAGAGAUAUGCGGAAGGUAUGUUGGUUCUGGGAAAGGAGAGCUUAUUGGGGAGAUUCUGAGAUACCAGGGAGUUCGAGUUACUUAUUAAUGGGGGAUCUCAAAAUCAACUAAUACAAAAACAUCGAUUAUUAUA
This is a messenger RNA of Hibiscus syriacus, 1066 nucleotides long. Its product is annotated as thioredoxin-like protein CDSP32, chloroplastic. The record is from RefSeq and is a predicted model, not a curated record. Gene Ontology annotation, molecular function: oxidoreductase activity, acting on a sulfur group of donors, disulfide as acceptor. The transcript has a single exon. Bases 116 to 1021 code for a protein of 301 amino acids. NCBI's taxonomy places the organism in Eukaryota, Viridiplantae, Streptophyta, Magnoliopsida, Malvales, Malvaceae.